UUUUACCCAACACUGUCAACAGGUGAUUUGGGCCGGGCCAGCCAGCCCUGGCAGUGCGUUUUCUCCGCCCCCUACGGUCGGUAACCAUAGCGAGCCCCAUAUCACCGGAGACGCUCGUGUCCAGAAUUACGAAUAUAAAACGUUGCGUGGGAAUUCCAUGCGAGGCUACCAGGUAGUAAGAUAUUUCAUGUUUGACACGUCGCAUAACAUUACAGUUUCUAUCGAGAGGUCAAUCCAAAAUGUUCCAUGGAAACCUUUAUCUUCAAGUGAGGCCUGUUGAUACAGGUUUGUUUAGUUGUCUGGUAGUUCCCAUCCUGGAUUACAAUGCCUUCUAGAUACGGAUCCCUGGUGGACCAGGGCUCAGAGUGCGUGACAAUUAAAGCGCACUACAGCGGGGACAUGCUGAUCAUGGACCUGGCUACCACGGUAACCUACAUUGGACUGUGUGAGGAGGUGAGGGUGAUGUGCGUCCUGGACCGGCAGCAGCCAAUCACGCUCAAGUGGAUCGACAAUGAGGGAGAGCCAUGUACCAUCUCUUCUCAGAUGGAACUAGAGGAGGCCUUCCGGAUCUACAGCCGCAACAGGAACUCUGGACUCCUGCUGCACGUCUUCCCCAGUACUCCAUUGAAGCCUGGUAUGUCAUGUCCAGGUGAAGACAAAUCGAUCUACCGCCGCGGGGCCAGAAGAUGGAGGAAGCUUUACCGAGUAAACGGACACCUCUUCCAGGCCAAGCGCUUUAACAGGAAAGCGUACUGUGGCCACUGCAGUGAAAGGAUAUGGGGGCUGGGGAGGCAGGGCUACAAGUGUAUCAACUGCAAACUGCUGGUCCAUAAGCGCUGUCACAAACUCGUCCCUCUGACCUGCCAAAGGCAUAUGGAUCCAGUCAUGCCAUCACAGGAGCCCCCUUUAGAUGAGAAGAGUGAAGAGGUGGACCUCCCCCCUGAACACACAGAGGAUACAGAUGGAAUAACUUUCCUACCACACAGUCGCAAAGUGGACAAAGUGGAAGAGGACUCGAAGGACAUCAAAGCGGUGGUGGGUGGGAUCGACGGUAUCAAGAUCUCCCAGGAGAUGGCGCUGGGCCUGGGGGACUUUGACCUGAUCCGGGUCAUCGGCCGCGGCAGCUACGCCAAGGUGCUGCUGGUGCGACUCAAGAAGAAUGAACAGAUCUACGCCAUGAAGGUGGUCAAGAAGGAACUGGUGCACGACGACGAGGACAUCGACUGGGUGCAGACAGAGAAGCAUGUGUUUGAGCAGGCGUCUACCAAUCCGUUUUUAGUGGGCCUUCACUCCUGCUUUCAGACAGAGAGCCGGUUAUUUCUCGUGAUCGAGUACGUCAACGGAGGGGAUCUGAUGUUUCAUAUGCAACGGCAACGGAAACUACCAGAAGAACAUGCGAGAUUCUAUGCUGCUGAAAUUUGUAUCGCUCUGAAUUUCCUGCACGAAAAGGGAAUCAUCUACCGAGAUUUGAAGCUGGACAACGUCCUCUUGGAUCACGAGGGACACAUUAAGCUCACAGACUACGGGAUGUGCAAGGAGGGCAUCAGACCUGGAGACACCACCAGUACGUUCUGUGGGACCCCCAACUACAUCGGCCCUGAGAUCCUCAGAGGGGAAGACUAUGGGUUCAGUGUUGACUGGUGGGCGUUAGGCGUGCUUAUGUUUGAGAUGAUGGCCGGGAGGUCCCCUUUCGACAUCAUCACCGACAAUCCUGACAUGAAUACCGAGGAGUACCUCUUCCAAGUUAUUCUGGAAAAAACAAUUCGCAUCCCAAGGUCCCUGUCGGUAAAGGCUGCCAGCGUGCUGAAGGGCUUUUUAAACAAGGACCCCAAAGAGCGUCUGGGUUGCCAGGUCCAAACGGGCUUCGCUGACAUCAAGUCGCACACGUUUUUCCGCAGUAUAGACUGGGACCAGCUGGAGAAGAAACAGAUGGCCCCGCCCUUCAAGCCCCAGAUCACAGACGACUACGGCCUGGAGAACUUUGACACCCAGUUCACCAACGAACCAGUGCAGCUAACGCCGGACGAUGAGGACAUCAUCAGGAGAAUAGACCAGUCCGAGUUUGAGGGAUUUGAAUACAUCAACCCCCUGCUGCUAUCCACGGAGGAGUCUGUAUGAGGGGGAGGAGACCUCCUAUUCUUCUCCCACCUGUGUCUGUCUACUGCCCCGUCCACCCCCACCCCUCUCUCAGUCAAAUCAAUGAACAACUCCCUCUGCCGAGGAGGAGUGGGAUGGAGGGAGGACAAAGGGAGGACAAGAAACUCUCGGCUUUGCACGAGGGACGAGGCUCGAGGACACAAAUACAAAAAGGAGCCUUUUUUUCUUUUGUCGUGGAUCUCCCAUAAUGGAUUGCAUUAUUUUGUCGCCGGGGCAAAACUCUUUGGAGGUGGUCAACACAACAAAAUACACAGGAACAUUCUCAAAACUCUUUGGAGUUGGUCAACACAACAAAAUACACAGGAACAUUCUCAAAACUCUUUGGAGGUGGUCAACACAACAAAAUACACAGGAACAUUCUCAAAACUCUUUGGAGGUGGUCAACACAACAAAAUACACAGGAACAUUCUCAAAACUCUUUGGAGGUGGUCAACACAACAAAAUACACAGGAACAUUCUCAAAACUCUUUGGAGGUGGUCAACACAACAAAAUACACAGGAACAUUCUCAAAACUCUUUGGAGGUGGUCAACACAACAAAAUACACAGGAACAUUCUCAAAACUCAGUUGUUGAUUGUCUUCCGUUUUCUUUGGCUUCGCGGUUUUGAUUGUUUCCCACAACAAUUCAAUUUCUGUGUCAGCAGCACGGCAGAAAGCAACUUAAUUCUGUGCCUGCCAUUGUAAAACCGAUUUCUACAUCCCCCCCCCCCCCACCCGGGUCGAAUAUGAAAGUUCUACGACUCAGAACUUGAAUUUAUGUUGUAGGAAGCUCCGCUGCCUCGAGCAAAACAAGAAUGUACAAUGAUGAAGGAAAAAAUUAUGCUAGAAGUUAUUCCUGUGUAUUCUCCUGUAGGUAGCGACUCCAAAUCAAUGCUGCCUUUCUAUUGAUUCAAAGUGGUUCGUUUUAUUCAUGACCAUGGACUUUGUUUAUUUUUCUUCAGACAGUUUGAUUUUGAUGAACAAAACCGUUUGUUUUCCUCCAUUGUUUUUAUUUAAGAAGUGCCUCAAAGAUCCAAUCUACAUCAUGUUUCUGAUUGCACUUAUCGAUUGUUUCCAAUUCCCUUCAGCUGCCUGGUGGGUUGGUUUGUUAUCUUCAGCUGCCUGGUGGGUUGGUCUGUUCCCUUCAGCUGCCUGGUGGGUUGGUCAGUUCCCUUCAGCUGCCUGGUGGGUUGGUCAGUUCCCUUCAGCUGCCUGGUGGGUUGGUCAGUUCCCUUCAGCUGCCUGGUGGGUUGGUCAGUUCACUUCAGCUGCCUGGUGGGUUGGUCAGUUCACUUCAGCUGCCUGGUGGGUUGGUCAGUUCCCUUCAGCUGCCUGGGUGGUCGGUCUGUUACCUUCAGCUGCCUGGUGGGUCGGUCUGUUCCCUUCAGCUGCCUGGGUGGUUGGUCUGUUCCCUUCAGCUGCCUGGUGGGUCAGUCUGUUCCCUUCAGCUGCCUGGGUGGUCGGUCUGUUCCCUUCAGCUGCCUGGUGGGUUGGUCUGUUCCCUUCAGCUGCCUGGUGGGUUGGUCUGUUCCCUUCAGCUGCCUGGUGGGUCGGUCUGUUCCCUUCAGCUGCCUGGUGGGUCGGUCUGUUCCCUUCAGCUGCCUGGUGGGUCGGUCUGUUCCCUUCAGCUGCCUGGUGGGUCGGUCUGUUCCCUUCAGCUGCCUGGUGGGUUGGUCUGUUCCCUUCAGCUGCCUGGUGGGUUGGUCUGUUCCCUUCAGCUGCCUGGUGGGUUGGUCUGUUCCCUUCAGCUGCCUGGGUGGUUGGUCUGUUCCCUUCAGCUGCCUGGUGGGUUGGUCUGUUCCCUUCAGCUGCCUGGGUGGUUGGUCUGUUACCUUCAGCUGCCUGGUGGGUCGGUCUGUUCCCUUCAGCUGCCUGGUGGGUCGGUCUGUUGGUGAAGAAAGCCAUUGGAACACAUCAUUCAUAAAGACCACAGGUCCUCAAUUCUAAAACGUUUUCAUGUACCGAUUUGUUCGUAAAUUGUGCAUACACUAAAAUGUAGACUAUGCCAAACUUUUAAGAGUUAAAGAUUUAACAACCUUCAGCUUGAUGAUCACGUUGAGCUUGAUCAUCACAACACAAACUAUCAUCUGUGUGUGAACAGAAUUCUCAACGAUAAUGCAUCGUCCUCUGCACUAAAGUCUGGGCUACUGUACGUCACUUAGAACAUCUUAACAAGUCAAAGUUGCCAUGGUAAGUUGCCAUGGUAUGUUGCCAUGGUAAGUUGCCAUAGUAAGUUGCCAUAAACAGCAUAAAGAUGUAAGUUAGUUGAUCACCGUAGAUUGUGAGUUAAGUGCGUUUUAAUGGGGAACUCGUUCUAAAUUGUGCAUACUCACAUUUUGAGAACUGAUUGAACGCUCAUAUGUUGUAUAACAACUCAUUUUAUAAAUGAGGCCCCAUGUCUUAUGCCAUUCGAAUGGUUGAAUCUUUAAAAUGAACGUUGUGGAGCACAGUAGCCAUCCAAGGUUCUGAUGAAAGCAUGGUUAUAAAUGGUUAAAUAGAGUACAGGGCUACAUCACUCCUGAAUGAUCGAACCUUUUAACUUAUUGUCUGCAUACAUACACUGGUGCACAAUGUGACAAACUGUGUUGGAUGUCAGUGACUGGCAUGCUGGUGAUUUGGACUUUGACUGCACAGCAGAAGGCUACACUGAAUAUAAUAGUUGAGGACUGGACAUGGUGGUGGGUGAAGACAUUGUUAAGGUGCACAUGCUGACCUGCACUACAACUGACCUGUAAUCAGUGAAUAGGGGCGAGAUUAAUGAAGCUGUGGCAUAUCCACAGAUUAGUCGAAAACACACACACACACACACACACACACACACACACACACACACACACACACACACACACACACACACACACACGCACACACACACACACAUACACACACACACACACACAAACUGUUCAACAAGCAAGCAUUCUCUUCAUCUACGUAAGGGGAGAUUCCACUUUUUCAAAGCCAUCUUACUUUUGAUAUCACAUCAGUGUCACCAUUUUGUUUUAUUUCUGAACUGUGUUUUAUGUUGAACUCAAAAGGAAUACAUUCACUUGACAUUGUCUCGCGAGAGAUCAACGGAUUAACUGAAGUGGUAGCUCUUGAAAUCGUUGCUGACGCUAAAGCAACGGCCAUUGUAAACCAGGAAAAGAAAAAAGAAAGGUUGGAUCUCAAUUGUAUUUUCUUUGAUUCCUCACAUCCUCUAUUCUCGUCUCCUCUCGUCUCCUCAAAAUGCAUUAGAGCAGAAGACCGGCGGUUCCACCCAAUACAAUUGAGAUUCCCAUAAAGAGUAUCUGUAAAAAUGUUACUUAGUACAUGAUUUUUUUUGUGUUUUAAAACAUAUUUGCUGGUUGGAUGUGCUUAAUUCUGCUUUAACGCAUCUCUGUAAUUAUUAAAAACAAAAAUGUUUUUCCGUGAA
Molecule: messenger RNA, 5551 nt
Organism: Salmo salar (Atlantic salmon)
Lineage: Eukaryota; Metazoa; Chordata; Actinopteri; Salmoniformes; Salmonidae
Product: protein kinase C zeta type
Biological process (GO): protein phosphorylation
Molecular function (GO): protein serine/threonine kinase activity; protein binding; ATP binding
Source: RefSeq, a predicted model, not a curated record